Messenger RNA from Oldenlandia corymbosa var. corymbosa, 1897 nucleotides. The record is from the annotation of a GenBank genome assembly. Lineage: Eukaryota; Viridiplantae; Streptophyta; Magnoliopsida; Gentianales; Rubiaceae.
UUCUUUUUUAAAGUUUUCUUUUUGGUAUAAUUCUCCCAACAUAUCUGAAAUUCAAAGGAGAGCCAAACAAAUCUUGCCUUAUCCAUCAAUGGCAACAACAGAAAACAAAAAUCUCAGUCCCAAUUCUUUGCAUGUGGUGAUGUUUCCAUGGUUAGCAUUCGGGCACAUGAUCCCAUUUCUCGAACUCUCCAAAUUCAUAGCUCAAAAGGGUCACAAAAUCACAUUUGUUUCCACUCCCAAAAACAUUGCGCGCUUGCCAAAACUCCCGCCAAAUCUCACUUCUUCCAUAAACUUUUUGAGCCUUUCCCUCCCUAAAGUUGAUGGCCUUCCGGGAGACGUCGAAGCCACUGUCGAUCUCGGUAGCCACGACGUCUCCCUUCUUAAGAAAGCCUUUGACGGCCUCAAACCGGAGUUGACGAGUUUCCUCGAAAACUCGCUUCCAGAAUGGAUCGUCUACGAUUUCUCCCAUUACUGGUUGCCUCCCGCCGCAGAUAAGUUGGGAAUCGGAAAGGUGUUCUUUUCGAUUCUCAGCGCUUCUUCGCUUGUGUUUUUCGGAGCGUUUGGCAAGCCCGACCCGAGAACGAAGCUGGAAGAUUUCACAGUACCGCCGCCGUGGGUUCCUUUUGAGACUAAAGUCGCUUUUAAGCUGCACGAGAGUAAAUGGAUGCUCAGCUGCCAUCAUGAGGACGGGUCGGGCGUAUCGGAUAUUCAACGGUCCGGGUCUUCGGCAUCGGGUUCGGAUCUAAUUCUGGUGAGGCAAUGUAACGAGUUAGAAGGAAAGUGGAUCAAGCUACUUGAAGAGAUAAACCACAAACCCGUGCUGCCGGUCGGGCUUCUGCCCCCGCGAAUGGAAGAAAACGCUGUCGACUAUGAGAAUCCGAGUUGGUUUCCGAUUAAAGAAUGGCUUGACGGUCAAGAAAGUGGAUCCGUUUUGUACGUUGCUUUUGGAAGCGAGGUAGCCAUGAGUCAACCAGAAUUGACGGAAUUGGCUCUCGGGUUAGAGUUAUCGGAAGUCCCAUUUUUCUGGGCUAUCAGAAAAUCGACGGAGACGAUCGAGCUGCCGGAGGGAUUUGAGGAAAGAGUUAAAGGGAGAGGAAUUGUUUGGAGAAGCUGGGCACCGCAGUUGAGUAUACUGAGACAUGAUUCUGUGGGUGGGUUUUUGAGCCAUUGUGGAUGGAGUUCAGUGAUCGAAGGAUUAAUGUUCGGUCAUCCGAUAAUCAUGCUUCCGUUCGUGAUUGAUACCGGAUUGGUGGCUAGAGUUCUCGGAGAAAAAAUGGUCGGAAUUGAGAUUCCGAGGGACGAGAUGGAUGGAUCGUACACCAGGGAGUCGGUGGCGGAGUCGGUGAAGUUGGUGAUGGUGAAAAAUGAAGGGAAAAUUUACCGGGAGAAAUCGAAGGAGAUAGGGGAAAUAUUCGGGAAUAGGGAAAUACAAGAUGGUUACAUUGAUGGGUUGGUGGAAUACUUGGAAAACAAUGGGAGUUGUCAAAUCUGAAUGAUAAUCGUUCGUCAUCGUGCAUGUGUGAUGAAUCACGUUGUCAAAUGUCAUUGUCUACGUACUAAAUAAAUAUCUCCGAUCUUUUCGGAAAGAAAUAAUCAUUCACUCGAGGAAAAAGAGGGAAUUGUACCGCCAUUUGUUUGUAAAAAGGAGUCUGUGUCAUUUUAUACAUGUUUUAGUUUUUUUUUGUUUUUGGUUCAGUUUGUAAAUAGCAUCUUGUUACAAAUGAUCUUGUUGCUCCUCUAAAAUAUACUCUCUUACAUAUAAAUAAAUUUCAAAAUUUAACUACAAUUUUAUUUUCUUUUUUUUUGUAAAAGAGUAAUAUAUUUCGACUGUACGUCUAUCAUAAUGUAAUUAAUUACUAGUGCAGUCAUCUAGUCAAUAAGAACUUGGAAGUUGGUA